GUGGGCGUCAGGGCAAGCUGCCAGUGACCGCAUUCGAGGCCUUCGACCUUGAGAUGAAGAGCUGGACGCGGUACCCAUGCAUCCCCAGCCGCAGAGCGUUCUCCUCAUGCACUGCCAGCGACAGGGCGUUUUUCAGCCUGGCGGGGGGUCUUCAGCAGCCUGGACCCCACAACUUUUACUCCAGACCUCACUUCGUCUCCACUGUAGAGGAAUUGAUUUCAGGACAAGGUGUGUGGUUGAAGGCCACGCGGAGCUGUCGCAUGAGAGAGAAGCGGGCGGACUUCGUAGCUGGCUGUCUCGGUGGAUGGGUCAUCGCUGCGGGGGGACUCGGUAACCAGCCGUCCCCGCUGGCGUCAGUGGAGAGUUAUAACCAGCUGAAGAGGAGAUGGGAACCUGUGGCCCCGUUACCCAGCCCUCGCUGCUCCUGUGCCUCCAUUCAGACCCCAAACAUGCUGUUCCUCAUCGGAGGGGUGUCCCAGGGUCCCAGCAAUGCCGUGGAAGCCCUCUGUUUGAAAGAGACCGUCUGACACACACACACACACACAUACACACACUAAUGAACAACUACACAAAUCCUCACAUGCUGUACUUUCCGGAGUGUAAGCUCUGCAAACACACACACACACACGCGCAUACUGACGUCAAGCUGACAUGUGUGUGUCUCUGACAAAUAUUCACAGACUUUUCCCUCAGAGGACGCAUCAGCUUUAUACUUUGAAAAGUGGAGACAAUCUACUGGAGCUUGGACAGCGUUCCACACCUCUGGACAGAAGAGUUUUGGACUGGAGAUCUAAGACAAGCAAAAAAUACUUAAAUAUAUCAUUCAUCUAACUAUACUAAAUAUAGUAAAUAUAUUUAAAUAUAUAUAUAAUAUAUAUAUAUAUAUAUAUAUAUAUAUAUAUAUAUAUAUAUAUAAUUAUUAAUAUAUUGAUAUAGAUAAAUGUGCAGACCUACACAGACAGACACACAACACUCCAGGCGCCUUUGAACUAUACAGAAUUUUUCAGUAUUAAAGCAGGGUAAUUUUCUGGCAAACUAAAGAGGAACUUAGGGCCAUAUCCACCACGCUGCCACAGCACCGUCUGAGGUAGCAUGUUUAGAACUUUUUGUAUUAUUGACAAACAGAGGAUCUUCUGCGCGAGACUUCAGAAAUGGGAGGCGGAUGUGUGUGCGUGUGUGUUUUUGUACCUUCACAGCCAUGCACGUGUGAAAUUGAGCAUCGUUAUGCGUGGAAAGAGCAACUCUUAUAACGGCAAAUCACUGAUGCCUCACUGUAGCAUGAGACAGGGAGAUGGAGGAGAAACUUAGUUCAUCUAGCCGGUUAGUUAAAGGAAUGUUCUGGGUUCAAAACAGGUUUAGCUUGAAAGUAUCUGUGAUAUGAUGUCGAUUAGCACAGAUGAUAAUUUGAAUGUGUACCUAAAAAAGCAAAAUGUGUUUACAGUAAUGCUCUUGCAAUGGACAUUUAAGGGCCGAGGCAUGUCUUUUUAUUAAAGUGGUUUUAUUAAUUCAUUUGUACAAAAAUCUUUUAUUUAACAUUUAUUUAACAUGUGUUUUUGAAAGAAGUCCCUUAAGCUCACCAAGAUUGCAUUUAUUUGAUCAAAUAUUAA
This is a messenger RNA of Cyprinus carpio (common carp), 1607 nucleotides long. Its product is annotated as kelch domain-containing protein 8B. NCBI's taxonomy places the organism in Eukaryota, Metazoa, Chordata, Actinopteri, Cypriniformes, Cyprinidae. Gene Ontology annotation, molecular function: protein binding. The annotation marks the transcript as partial. The transcript is spliced from 4 exons. The record is from RefSeq and is a predicted model, not a curated record.